AUGAGAUACGACGGGCACAGCGAGGAGAACCUGGCAGCUAGGACGGACACCGCUGGCCAGAAGACGAUUCGUCCCUACUCGAAAGAGCAAGGCCGGGAGGACAGUGUCAGCGACAUUGUUGCGAAACUUCUUCCCAGUCAAGCUGCUCGCCAGGAGCGUUUCUAUACUCACAUCGUCGGAGUGGAGGUAUACAGAGGUGGGGGGAGGCUUCAGCUACCUGGCAGCGCGCGUGUCACCAGGCGAGAGGCCACCCGGCGGACGGCGAUACAUCCCUACAUUGUUGAGCAAGGCACGCCAGAGACGGAGAUGUCGACGACGGCAUGA
Gloeophyllum trabeum ATCC 11539 is the source of this 324-nucleotide messenger RNA. RefSeq lists its product as uncharacterized. The transcript has a single exon. NCBI's taxonomy places the organism in Eukaryota, Fungi, Basidiomycota, Agaricomycetes, Gloeophyllales, Gloeophyllaceae. The coding region runs from base 1 to 324 and encodes 107 amino acids. The record is from RefSeq and is a predicted model, not a curated record.